This is a messenger RNA of Cladocopium goreaui, 693 nucleotides long. NCBI's taxonomy places the organism in Eukaryota, Dinophyceae, Suessiales, Symbiodiniaceae. The record is from the annotation of a GenBank genome assembly.
CUGAAGUCUUGACCGAGCGCCAUGGGUGCCCAAGUGAGUGAAAAUUGCUGCGGUCCACGAGAAAAGGACAGCGCUGGGCGGUACUUAGAAGCGCCGCCCAGGGCGGCCAGCCAAUAUCUCACGGAGGCGCUGACCUAUAGCGAGAAAGCUUUGAAGAGAAGUUGCUGCCGCUACGGCGACGGCUGCCAGCGUGCGAACCCCGUGCACUUCGUGGAGGAAUCCCACCCCGGAGAUCCGGACUACGAGGCGGACGGGGCCGUAACAGUGCCUGUAGUGGCGGCUGGAGCUCUGCUACCUCGCAGGCAGGACAGUUUCGAUUGGAUUCGACUUGCGAAUGGGCCUGAGGACCGCAUGCUUCGUGCUGGGACGGCCGCCUUGACGUUGAAGGCGUGUCGUGGCAACGGCUACCAGUUGGCCGAGGCGGUGGUUCCCUUGCGCCACAUCGAUGCCUUACUCCAAGGCACGCAGAUAGUGACCCUGGAAGAGGUGUCGCGUCAGCUGUCCCAGAGCCGCGGCUGGUUCGCCUCCUCUGCGGCGCCACGCGUGACGCUGAGCCGCCAUGGCACCGCGCUGGACGCGGCGCUCAGUGUGGUCAACGGGCGAGCGAAGGUGGCGGUGCUGGGGGCAGCUUCUGCUUACCAUCCCUGCGGCGGCUUUUGCACGGGUGGCCGGCAUGCCCUGGAGGAGACCUAG